This is a messenger RNA of Crotalus tigris (Tiger rattlesnake), 1356 nucleotides long. RefSeq names its product vomeronasal type-2 receptor 26-like. The transcript has 3 exons. Gene Ontology annotation, molecular function: G protein-coupled receptor activity. The record is from RefSeq and is a predicted model, not a curated record. Lineage: Eukaryota; Metazoa; Chordata; Lepidosauria; Squamata; Viperidae. Gene Ontology annotation, biological process: G protein-coupled receptor signaling pathway. Gene Ontology annotation, cellular component: membrane. Bases 1 to 1356 code for a protein of 451 amino acids.
AUGUUUGACUGGUCUGGAGAAGGUGUCCGGUUCCCGGAUCAGACCACCGGAGGGCUGCAGAAGCACCCCCCAGCCUCAGAUCCAGACAGCAGCGGCCUGGAGAGGUCAGCCAGCAUCUGGACUGGGCCAUUGGAGGGCUGUGGAAGCAUCCCUGAUCUCAGAUCUGGGUGGCAGCAGCAUGGAGAAGGUGUCUGGUGCCUGGAUCGGGCCAUCAGAGGGCUGCAGAAGCUUCCCCUGGCCUCAGAUCCAGGAAGCUGUGGCCUGGAAAAGGCCUCAGAUCCAGGAAUCUGUGGCCUGGAAAAGGCCUCCGGUGCCUGGAUUGAGCCACUGGCAUUACCUCUAUCUUUGUGUAAUGGUCCUUGUGAGACAGGAUACAGCAAGGAAAAGAUAGAAGGGGAGUCUUUUUGCUGCUAUGCUUGCCGUCUGUGUCCAGAGGGGAAAAUAUCAACAAAGAAGGAUGUAGAUGACUGUUCUCCAUGUCCAGAAGAUCAAUAUCCAAAUCCUGACAAAAAUAUGUGCAUUCCAAAGCGGAUCACCAUUUUGUCCUAUGAAGAACCCUUGGGAAUCAGUCUGACCGUUCUUUCUCUUUGCUUUUCUUUAAUGACAACUUUGGUAAUCACAAUCUUCAUGAAACACACAGACACUCCCAUUGUCAAAGCCAAUAACCGGAAUCUCACCUACAUCCUCCUAGUUUCCCUCCUCCUCUCUUUCCUUUGCGUGUUUCUGUUUCUUGGGAGACCUAACACAAUUGUGUGUCUCCUUCGGCAACCAGCUUUUGGCCUCAUCUUUUCUGUGGCAGUUUCUUGUGUCUUGGCCAAAACCUUUGUUGUGGUUCUAGCAUUCAUGGCCACCAAACCUGGUUCCAGAUUGAGGAAAUGGGUGGGGGGAAGAAUGGUCAGUUUUAUUCUUCUAUCCUGUUCCCUUGUUCAAAUGUGUGUUUGUGCUGUGUGGCUGAUAGCGUCCCCACCAUACCCGGAUUUUGAUGCCCAUUCAGUGUCUGAAGAACUCAUCAUGGAGUGCAAUGAAGACUCAGUCAUGUUCUAUUGUGUUUUGGGCUUUAUGGGGUUUCUUGCUCUUGUUAGCUUCUCUGCUGCUUUUCUAGCUAGGAAGUUACCUGAUAGUUUCAAUGAAGCCAAAUUCAUCACUUUCAGCAUGUUGGUCUUCUGCAGUGUUUGGCUGUGCUUUAUUCCAACCUAUCUAAGUACAAGGGGAAAAUAUACCUUGGCUGUGGAGAUCUUCUCCAUGAUCUCCUCCAGUGCUGGCUUAUUGGUAUGCAUCUUCCUUCCCAAGUGUUUUAUCAUUGUGAUGAGACCCGAACUGAAUGAUAAACAUCAGCUCAUGAAAAGAAAGUUUUAA